UUUGUUUCUUAAAGCAACGAGUGUCUGAAUCGAAUUGAGUAUUCGAUUCUUUCUUUAAAUUAAUUCAUAUCUUUCUUUUCUCUUUGAAAUUCUACAAUCUGGUUGUGCAUCAUUGCCACUUCAAUUCAUUGAUUUGAUUGGGAGUUAAAUUUGAUGGUUGUCUCAUCAGUAGAUGCUUUCAUGGUGAGAUGGGUUGUUGUUAUGUGCUCCGGCUCUGUUUUUCUUUUCUUUUUUUUAUCAGUUUCAGGGUUUCGCUUCCUGUGAUUUCAAUUUAGGAUUAAAUGCGGAGGGGGGAGGUGGUGGUCGUGGGGAGUUUCUGAGUAGCAAUGCUUCCAAAGUUAGGGGUUACAAAUUUGGAGGAGGCAGAAGAAUUUGUGGAGUUGGAUUACUGCAUUUGUGGAGUUUGUAGUAAGAUAAGAUCUUUGAGUUGUGUAGUUUCUUGUGACUUUCUGUUUAAGAAUGAAAUUUGUUGGUACUUUUUACUUUUAAAUUGAUUUCUGGAAGUUUUUUUUUUCUCUGUGGGUGGUUUCUUCUGUCAAGUAUGAAGCAGAGAGGCAUAGGAGAUUCAUACAUCAAGAUGGGAAAUAGAGUAUUCUCUUUUUCUGCAUCUUUGUUUUUUUCGAGGAGGUGUGGGGAGGGAGGGAAAAAUGAAGUUGGGUGGUUCUGCUAGUUGCAAUAAUCUAAUUGUCUCUACAAACUCGGAGAGUUUAUUCUCCUUUAUUCUUUAAUUAGAAAUUAGUGGCUGGUUCCCAUACAUCAAGGGGCGCGCUUGGUCCAACAGUAAUGCACGAAUGUUACAACCUGGUGGUUAAGCAGUUGAAACAGCCUCUCGACAUUCUCAGGGUAAGGCUGCAUAAUUCUCGCCCCGGACCUCGAACAUUCGUGAGCAUCGUGCACCGGGUACACCCUUUAUUUUCGUUCCUUCUCUAAUUAGAAAACUGUGGCUGGUUCCUAUACUGUGCUUUCAUGUAAGCACUAAGUAUCAUUAAUUAAUGCUUGGAAAUCAUUAAAAUCCUUCUCUAUGUAGAAAGUUGUGGCUGUCUUUUGUAUAUUUUUUCAGUUUUAAUCUCUUGCUAUCAUCAAGAAUGGUUUGGAAAUCAUCAUUAACCUUGUUCUAAAUUAAAGGGAGGAAAUGAUGUUCCUAAAUGAGGGGUAUUAGAUGAUGGUGCUUACGACGAUAUUAUGUUUAAAAUAACACGAAGUAAAAGCAUUGUUUGGUAUCUGUCUAGACUUCGAAAUGAAUAUUACUUUUAGGCUGCGUACGGUAUUCAUUCUAGGUUGAUAAUGCAUUCUGAGAUGCUAUAAACAACUAUGUUUAGCAUCUCAGAAAGCAUUAUCGACGUUGAAUGCAUACCAAAUGUAGCCUCAGUAAACAGAUAUUUUCUUUUCUUACUUUUGAGUAAGCAUGCUCACCUUCACUACAUGCAAAAGGCAAUCACAUUAUAGCAGGCUGUCUAGAAUUAUUCAAAUUGCAUUUUUCUUAGUCAUCUUUUCUCUUCCAAAAGUUCUUAAUUUCUUACUAUGCUUUAAAGAUUUGCUUGUCACCAUAUUUUCUGGCCCUGGAAGUUCAAUAUGUUCACAUCAUCCCUGUAUUUCGAAUGAUAUUGUACGUCUUGAAGAUGCCGAGUCUAAUACUUAAUGUUGUGGCUUAGCAAGCUUUCAAAGGUGCAGCAGCGGGUAGAAAUCGUCUGAAAUUCUCAUCUUACACGUGUCAGCCAUUUAGGGUGGAAUUGUAUAGAAUUGUACGAGAUGAGAAUUUCAGACGAUUUCUACCCGUGCAGCAGCAAAUAAGGUUCCUCUUGGUUGUGGGGUUUCUUAUUCCUGAUAGUGAGAGAAAAUUAAUGCUAUUUAGUGUGGUGCAUAACUCAACUUGCCCUUAGCAUACUUUUUCUCAGUAGCAUAAAGAAAUGAAAUCCAAAUUAUGUAGUGGAUACACAUUAUGAAUGGUCAGGGAAGCCUCAGCCAAGGUUUAAUACUCAGUUUCUUGUUUGCGACUCUGCCAGGCAAAAGCACCUAUUAUGAGUUGGUUCAUAUAAUGCCUGCUGCACAGAAAAAUUAUACUAGAUUUGGUUUUUGUGUGAGUGUUCUUUACAUUUCCUUGAUGAGCUUGGAAACUUCGGCAAUUGGGGGUAUUUUAGUUGCUUGCAUUUAAUGCAUGCCAGAAUGAUGGAUAACUAUCAAGUUAUAUGUGUAAAUAAAUAGGUUGUUUAAGUUACAUCCCUGCUCCAUUGCAAACUUUAAGAAUCACAUCUUAUGAACUCUCCUGUAUUCCCAUUGCAGUUUGAGCUUUUAUCUGAGAUGAAGGUUGGUCUGAGUCCCACUCUUCUCUAGAUCAUAAAGUUGGUCUUGAUUCUUUAGUUAAUACAGGCCUUAUUAGAUCCAACUUUAAACCCUUCAUCAUACUGAGAAUUAUUACCAAAAACUAUCAACAGAUGCAAGCCUCAUAGCAUGGAUUCGCACCAACAUUUCAGAUAUGGCGUUACGGGUGUGGACAUAUCAUACAAGUAUUCUCACAUCACUUCUGCAAUCCCUGAAUGGACAGUUGGACCUCUGAAAUUCAAUUCAGAGAGCUUGCCUAACUCGCCUCUUUCCACUCAUUUUGAAUGUGAUACUUUUACUUCACUGAGCAACAGCCAGGAGCAGUAUAACUCCACAGAGAAUCUCGCAGCUGUCAGUCCCUUGUGUAAUUCUUCACUUGAAGCCAAUAGUUCUUUCCGCUGGACAAGCCACUCGCCUGUCAGUCUUCAAGACCAUCUAGAGCCCUGUUCUGGUGGGAGUUUGCUCUCGCAGAAUGCAAAUUGUGGUCAAAGCAUUAAACACUUCCUACAGGAACUAGAGAGUACUCUGAUGGGUCCUGAUGGUGAUGAAGAUGAAACGACAACAUCAAAUACUGCUACCGAGGGAAUUAAUGAGCCACAGAUCUCAUGUCAAGCAUCAAGGUCCUGGAGCCAGGAACCUUGCCAUGAUUCAAAUGUCAUCCAACCUCAACAAAGUUUUGUUCCAAUUAACCGUACGUCUAGCAAUGGAGUUCAUGCUGAGAAGCGUCAUAGAGCGAUUGAAGUUUCCUCUCAGGAGGUCAGACAUAGUGAUCUGAAACAACUGCUGAUUGAGUGUGCAAAGGCUCUUUCUGAAAACAGGACAGAUGAUUUCAAAAAGUUGGUCCACGAGGCUAGAAGUGCUGUCUCUGUUACUGGAGAACCAAUCCAGCGUCUAGGUGCUUAUAUGGUAGAAGGGCUGGUCGCUAGGAAGGAGGCCUCAGGCACUAACAUCUACCGUGCUCUUCAGUGUCGAGAACCAGAAAGCCAGGAGUUGCUCUCUUAUAUGCAGAUCCUAUAUGAAAUUUGCCCAUACUUUAAAUUUGGUUACAUGGCAGCCAAUGGAGCAAUAGCUGAAGCAUUCAAAAACGAGGACCGGAUACACAUUAUAGAUUUUCAGAUUGCUCAGGGAAGCCAGUGGGUGACCCUGAUACAAGCACUUGCAGCAAGGCCAAGUGGUCCUCCUCAUGUUCGGAUCACUGGAAUUGAUGAUCCAGUCUCUCAGUAUGCCCGUGGUGACAGUUUAGAGGUUGUUGGCAGGAGGCUAGCUGCAAUAUCUGAGAAGUUCAAUAUCCCUGUUGAGUUCCAUGCUGUGCCAGUGUUUGCGUCGGAGGUCAAACCGGAGAUGCUCAAGGUGAGGCCUGGUGAGGCUCUGGCUGUGAACUUUACUCUGCAGCUCCACCACACACCAGAUGAGAGUGUUGAUGUGAACAAUCCGAGAGAUGGACUGCUGCGGAUGGUGAGGUCACUGUCGCCCAAGGUUGUCACACUGGUUGAGCAGGAGUCGAAUACAAACACAACACCCUUCUUCAUGAGGUUCAUGGAGACCUUGGAUUACUACUCAGCAAUGUUCGAGUCAAUCGAUGUUACACUGCCAAGGGACAGCAGAGAACGAAUUAAUGUGGAGCAGCACUGCUUGGCCAGGGACAUAGUGAACGUAAUUGCCUGCGAGGGGAAGGAGAGAGUAGAGAGGCAUGAGCUGCUGGGGAAAUGGAAAUCCAGAUUGACAAUGGCAGGGUUUCUUCCAUAUCCACUGAGCUCUUAUGUGAACUCUGUGAUACGCAGUCUAUUGAGGUGUUACUCGGAGCAUUAUACGCUAGUGGAGAAGGAUGGGGUCAUGCUGUUGGGUUGGAAACAUAGGCACUUGAUUUCAGCUUCUGCUUGGCAUUAGAGGAAUGGUAGAUAAAGACCUAAAGAUGUAGCUGCCAAAUAAUGUGUACACCUUUCGCCCAGUCCCUUCAUCUCUCUCUCUCUCUCUCUCUCUCUUAGAGUUCAGAUGUAAGGUGUUUGAGAUGAAUGCAGUGUUUUCCUUCAUAUGUGGCAUCCAUUUGUAUAUGUAAUUUUGACUUGCAUCAA
Macadamia integrifolia is the source of this 4391-nucleotide messenger RNA. RefSeq names its product chitin-inducible gibberellin-responsive protein 1-like. The transcript has 2 exons. Gene Ontology annotation, cellular component: nucleus. Gene Ontology annotation, biological process: regulation of DNA-templated transcription. The record is from RefSeq and is a predicted model, not a curated record. NCBI's taxonomy places the organism in Eukaryota, Viridiplantae, Streptophyta, Magnoliopsida, Proteales, Proteaceae. Gene Ontology annotation, molecular function: DNA-binding transcription factor activity; sequence-specific DNA binding. Bases 2449 to 4206 code for a protein of 585 amino acids.